AUGUUAUCAGUGUCUCCGGAGCCGGGUUCCAGAGAAGGCAGUGCAUCUGCCCCCCCCACAGUCCUGUGCCUCACCGCGCUCACCGAUCCUGACGUGCCCAGGAACUUCAGGGUGACCGCUUGGGACAGCAACAGCGUGACCGUGGGAUGGGACUGCCCCCCGAGCGACCCCGCCUCGGGCCUCACCGCCUUCCUGCUCACGGUCUUCCACGUGGACGGCUCUGGCCACGUCCUGGAGGAGAGGAGCUUCAGACACACGCUGGGCAGCCCGGUGUUCACCGUGGGCAGCUUGCCUCCCUGUAGCAGGGUGCAGCUGGGGCUUCAGGUGGUGUGCCAGUCUAUGGGCCAGUCCCGCCUCAGCAGGAUGGUCCUCAGCGAUGGAAACUCUGCAAACUCUGAAAUCAUAAACCUACACCAGUCCUCCUUUGGCUCCCGCAACUAUACGGUGAGCUGGUCUGUGCAGAACAUCUCCUCCAUCUCCAGCUUUAAGGUGUACCACCAGGGGGAGCUCCAGAGCUCCACGCUCCUCACCUGGCACACGGUGACAGGCCUGCUUCCCUGCCACCAGUACAGCUGCAGGGUGGAGGCCCUGUGUGGGGACAGCACGGUCAUGAGCGUUAGCACCAUCCAGACAAAAACAGGCUCUGGUGAAGUGUUGGGACUCCGUUGCAGAAGGACUCGUUAUGCCUGGGGCCACAGGUCUGCCUGGCAGUGCCCCAACGAUGCCCUGGAGGUGUGCUCAGAGUGCGAGGCUCGCAGACGAACACAGUCUGUGCUCUACUUGCAUGCAAGAGGAAUGUUCUGGCAGUGUUAA
Molecule: messenger RNA, 813 nt
Organism: Anguilla rostrata (American eel)
Lineage: Eukaryota; Metazoa; Chordata; Actinopteri; Anguilliformes; Anguillidae
Exons: 6
Coding region: 1-813 (270 amino acids)
Molecular function (GO): protein binding
Source: RefSeq, a predicted model, not a curated record